CUCUACCCCUUACCUUUACCCCUUUACCCCUGAAUCCUCACCAUCACCGUCACCAAGAUGAACUGGACCGAAGCCUCGCCGUCCGUCUUCACCCGAGACCUCGGCGGCGUCGAGAAGAUCUACCGCCUCGUCUCACAAUCCUUCCAGGCGACUGGCCGCGAGCACUGGGGUCUGUACUGCGAAUGCACCUUCGAGCUCGACCCGCUGCAGCCCAACGACGCCACAGCGGCCGCCCUCCGCAGCGCGUGGAUCGCCCUCCGCCACGAGCUGCCCGGGCUCGCCGUGGCCCCCGGCGGCCUCGACAAAGCCACCUACACCCUGCCGACCGCUUCAUCCGUCGACGCGUGGGCCGACGCGACCUUCUUUGUCAACGCCGCCCCCACGCCCCCCCUCAACGCCGUCGUCGCCGACUACCCCCUGCGCGAUCUGCCGGCGCUACACUACUUCCCGUCAUCCUCGCAGCUCCUCUUCCUCGCCUCGCACUGGCGCGUCGACGGCCUGGGCACCUGCAUGGUCCUCGACCGGCUCUUCGCCCUCCUCGCAACCAACACCCCCCCACCACCGUCAGCCUGGCCCAACGACCUCGCCAAAAUCUCCCCCAGCAUCGAAGACGCCGUCGGCGCGCCGCCCGCCGCCGAGGCUGCCGCCGACCCGGCCACCGCCUCCUUCGCGCGCGAGCACAUCGCCAAGCACCACCGCAACGCCGUGCACGCCGGCGGGCUCGCCACCCUCGGCACGCCCGCCACGCCGCCCGGCCGCACCGCCUGCGCGGCCCUCACCUUGUCUCGAACCAGCACGGAGGCCCUCGCAGCCGCGUGCAAGGCGCGCGCCGUCUCCGUGACCGCCGCCGCGCACGCCGCGCUCGCCGAGACCGCGUUCCGCCUGUCGCCGGCGCCAAAGCCAGAGCGCUACGCGGCCGUCAUGUCCGUCAACAUGCGCCCGCGGCUGCAGCCGGCGUUCCGUGGCGCGGAGCACGCCGUGCAGACAUAUGUCACGGGCGUCACGCCGUCGGUGGGCCGCGAUGCGACGUUUGGCGAGCGCGCCGCGCACCUGACGGCCUUCUACAAAGAGGGCUGGUACAGCGAGCGCUUUGUACGUGCCAUGCGGCUGGCUACGCAGUAUCACUUCGAGGCCAUGGCGGCUGCGAGGGGUGCAGCGCCGCAGGGCGUGAAGCCGAAGCCGCCGAGCAAUGUGCUGCUGAGCAGCCUUGGCGUCGUGGACAAAUAUCUCGCGCCGCGGCAUGCCGGUGGGGAUAGGGCGGUGCGUGUCACUGGUUUCAGGUUCGGGGUUAGCAUGCUCACGCGCCAGAUGCUGCUGUACGUGUGGACGUUUGACGGGCGGCUGCAGCUGUCGGUGAACUACAACGAGGCGUACCAUGGUAGGGCGGAGGCAGAGGCGUUCUUGCAGACUAUGAAGACGGUGCUAGAGACGGAGCUGGGAGUUGGGCUAGACUUGGAUUUGGACUAG
This is a messenger RNA of Lasiosphaeria miniovina, 1467 nucleotides long. RefSeq lists its product as uncharacterized. The transcript has a single exon. NCBI's taxonomy places the organism in Eukaryota, Fungi, Ascomycota, Sordariomycetes, Sordariales, Lasiosphaeriaceae. Bases 58 to 1467 code for a protein of 469 amino acids. The record is from RefSeq and is a predicted model, not a curated record.